AUGCAAGCUCUAACUCGGCUCAUUAACUUCCUUGUAGAAAUUGGCGUGCCAGUAAGAGAAGAGGCAGCUACUGAGGAGGCUGAAAUGGGGAACGCGCAGAGAAAGUUUCAUAGCAAAGGAGGUGGCAGUAAGGCGGAGGACAGAGAGACACAGAAGCAGAAGGAAUCCACUGAGAGCGGAUUAAAAAAAGGCACAUCAGAGGAAAACUCACAAAAGCAUUUGUCAGACCAUGAAGGUGAAGUUAAUGGCUACUUACACAGUGAUCAAAAGAGUGAAAGCCCUGCAGCUGAGAUCAGAUCGCAUGGAGCAGGGUCGCAGACGGCUGGUGGUGGCAGUUCUACUUCACUUCCUCCUACUGCAGCAAAACUAAAAAGUGAAGGAAACGACUUAUUUAAGAGUGGACAGUUUGGAGAAGCUGUGCUCAAAUACUCGGAAGCAAUUGAAUAUGUCAUCGGUUUAGGAGAACAAAGUCCAGAUGAUUUAAGUAUCUUGUACUCAAACAGAGCAGCGUGUCACCUCAAAGAAGGCAACUGCAGUGACUGCAUUCAGGAUUGUAACAGAGCUCUGGAGCUUCAGCCAUUUUCCCUUAAGCCACUUCUACGACGAGCAAUGGCAAAUGAGUCUAUGGAGCGGUAUCGACAGGCAUACAUUGAUUAUAAAACAGUCCUACAAAUAGACAGCAGCAUCCAAGCAGCAAAUGAUAGUGCUAAUAGAAUAACAAAGACUUUAAUAGAUCAGGAUGGUCCCAGUUGGAGGGAGAAACUGCCACCAAUGUCAGUUGUCCCAGUUGCUGCUAAGCUACACAGGUGGGAUGGAGGAGACUUUACUUCAGAGAAUAAGCCAAGAAGUACUACAGAUACCAACAGAGAAGAACAGUUGCAGAUGAAUUGUGAGAAAGCUGAGGAGAAGUUCAAGACAUUAAAAAAUGAAGGGAAUGAUUUUGUAAAAGAGGGUAAAUAUGAAGAAGCUGUAAAUAAAUACAGCGAAUGCAUGAAGUUAAAUACCAAGGAAUGUACGAUCUACACUAACAGAGCUCUCUGUUACUUGAAACUGUAUAAAUAUGAAGAGGCUAAGCAGGAUUGUGAUCAUGUUCUUCAGAUAGAAGAUUCUAAUAUUAAAGCUUUUUAUAGAAGAGCACUAGCGUACAAAGGAUUACAGAAUUAUCAGGCCAGCGUUGACGAUUUCAACAGAGUACUUCUAAUAGAUCCAAAUGUUCUUGAAGCAAAGAAGGAACUAGAGGAGGUAACCCAGCUGCUUAACCUUGACAGCAGUGCUGUGGUUGGUGGUCAGCAAAAGCAAAGGAAGAAAAUAACCAUACAAGAGGUGACUGAAUCUGAUGAGCAGGAAGAGAGACAGUUUGUUACAUCAGAAGAUGCUGUGACUGAUCAUGUUACUAUUAAGGAACCAGUUCAAGAGUGUGUGCCACUGAAGACCUCUGAGAAACUGCACAUUUCUGAACCAUCUAAUGCUUAUGACUUUGGUCAGAUUAUAAACGCAGUGAAUAUCAAUAAGGAUAAAGCUGCUUGUGCAGAUCUUUUAACAAUUACUGAUCCAAAAAAAUUGCCAAUGCUGCUAAGUAACAAACUUGAAGGAGAAAUCCUUUUGAUCUUUAUCCAGUCAUUGGAAUAUUAUGUACUUGGAAAAGAUCCUGGCCUUGUAUAUCAGCACCUUUUCUACUUGAGCAAAGCAGAAAGAUUUAAGGUGGUGCUGGCCCUUCUUAGCAAAAACGAAAAAGAACAGUUUUUUUUACUUUCAGAAAACCAGAAUCAUCAGUACUCUUUGGAAGAUCUUGAGAGCCUUAAAAAGGUUUAUGAGCUUUAA
Molecule: messenger RNA, 1821 nt
Organism: Fulmarus glacialis (Northern fulmar)
Lineage: Eukaryota; Metazoa; Chordata; Aves; Procellariiformes; Procellariidae
Product: sperm-associated antigen 1-like
Biological process (GO): axonemal dynein complex assembly
Cellular component (GO): cytosol
Molecular function (GO): protein binding
Source: RefSeq, a predicted model, not a curated record